AUGUCACCGGUCCCGAAAUUCAAGCUAAACACUGGUGCAGAAUUGCCCGCCGUCGGCUUGGGGGGAUGGUCGGGAGUAACAGCAGAGCAGCACGCCAAAGCAGUUCCGUGGAUGUUGUCUGCGCUGAAGUCGGGCUAUCGCCACAUUGACACAGCAUGGGGUUAUGGAACUGAAAAGUAUGUGGCGGAGGCGAUCAAGCAGUCGGGAGUUCCUCGCGAAGAAGUGUGGAUUACCACGAAGCUGCCGUGGAACCACCCCGGGAUUCUGACGGUAGAACAGUCCCUGGAUGACAGUCUGAAGAGGCUUGGAACAGACUAUGUUGACUUGUACCUCCUUCAUUGGCCGCAGGUAAUUGACUGGCCAGGCGAGGAUCCCGCUUACCAGGGGGAUAUCAAAGUCCGGGAGUCGGCCCCCACCUUCUCCGAAACCUGGGCAGCAAUGGAGGAGGUAUACGUCAAGGGCAAGGCGAAGAAUAUCGGCGUGAGCAACUUCUCUAUCCAGAACUUGGAGAAACUUCUCGCUACAGCUAAAAUCGUACCCGCUAUGAACCAAGUGGAAAUGCACCCGCUUCUUGCCCAAGAAGAACUCAGGGCAUACUGUGCCUCCAAGGGCAUUGUGAUCACUGCAUACUCGCCCACAGGGUACAGCAACACACUCACAAACCCGUUGAUUGUGGAGCUCGCCGGGAAGUACAAGGUUUCGGCAGCUCAGAUCGUCCUCGCGUGGCACCUCUCUCGCGGCGUCGUUGUGGUCCCGAAGAGUUCAAACGCAGAGCGGCAAAAGGAGAACCUGAACUUGCCCACGCUGGAGGCAGAGGAUCUCGCGCGCAUCAGUGGCCUUGACCGCGGGCAACGUCUGUGCAACGCGGUCGACGAGAAGGGGAUGGUAUCUGGAUGGACACGCGAGCAGAUGGGGUGGUAA
This is a messenger RNA of Fibroporia radiculosa, 921 nucleotides long. RefSeq lists its product as uncharacterized. Gene Ontology annotation, cellular component: cytosol. Bases 1 to 921 code for a protein of 306 amino acids. The transcript is spliced from 11 exons. Gene Ontology annotation, molecular function: aldose reductase (NADPH) activity. Lineage: Eukaryota; Fungi; Basidiomycota; Agaricomycetes; Polyporales; Fibroporiaceae. The record is from RefSeq and is a predicted model, not a curated record.